Messenger RNA from Onychomys torridus (southern grasshopper mouse), 1914 nucleotides. It is a transcript of the gene Rasl10a, whose product is annotated as RAS like family 10 member A. Lineage: Eukaryota; Metazoa; Chordata; Mammalia; Rodentia; Cricetidae. The record is from RefSeq and is a predicted model, not a curated record. The transcript has 3 exons. Gene Ontology annotation, molecular function: GTPase activity; GTP binding. The coding region runs from base 935 to 1546 and encodes 203 amino acids.
GUGACCGGUGGGUCUGUUUCUUCACCUCCAAACUGUUGAGGCAGUGGUUUGGGGCUGAGCUGCUGAGCAGGGCUUUGUGUGCGGGCUCAAACCCUUCUGUCUCUAACCCCUCUCCAGGCUGGUCCUUUGAGACACUGUUCUUCUGGCCAUUUGCCCUUGCGGGUGUAAUGAAGGUGGAAGGGUCUCAGAGGGGAUGCAGGUUUGGGCCAGUGUUCCAGCCUCAGUUUCCUCCUCCCUAAACUAAGAAUACCAGGUUGAGGCUUCAGGUUCAAAGAUGACACAGGGGAAAGCUCAGAAAAGGAUCUGGCGCUUGGGGUCUCAAGAAACAGGAGGUAGCCUCGAAGCCAUCAGCCUCUGGUGCAUGCGGGGACACAGACCCAGGCGCAAUGCGACGACUGGCCCAAGGUCGCUCAGCCCGAGGUCGGGUCUGACCCCAGGUGGCCUGAUUCCACGGGCCUGGACAACAGCCAGGUUGCAGCCGGCGGUGUUGGAGGAGCAGGGAGGUGGCGCCUAGGGGCUUCUGUUUUGGAACCGUUGAGGGGAGCACGCUGCCACCUGGGGGACUAGGCACUAAUGGGGCAGCCGGCCCGGCAGUCCCUGAGCCGUGACCCUCCCCGGGAGGGGCGGGGCGGUCGGUUACCUCAUCGCCGCCUCCGGGAGGCCCUGCUCGCUUGCUCGCCGCGCGGCCGGCUGGGGCGGCGGCUCCCGGCGCCCGAGCGAAGAGAGGACAGGGCUGCGGGCGGGGGCGGGUCUGCGGCGCGCCGGCUGCGCUCUCCCUGCCGAGCUGCGGGUUCGCCCGCCCGGUCCUCGGGCCUGGCUUCUCGCUGCCCAGGGGCUGCAGGCGGCGCGACGCGGGUGUCCCGGGCAGAGCGCGCACGGCGCGGUGCCGGCUCAUGAAGCUCCCCGGCGGCGGGCGCGGGGGCGCGGGCCAGCCAUGGGCGGCAGCCUGCGUGUGGCUGUUCUGGGUGCUCCGGGAGUGGGCAAGACUGCCAUCAUCCGCCAGUUCCUGUUCGGUGACUAUCCCGAGCGCCACCGGCCCACAGACGGUCCCCGCCUCUACCGGCCCGCCGUGCUGCUCGACGGCGCUGUCUACGACCUGAGUAUCCGCGAUGGUGACGUCGCCAGCCCCGGCUCGAGCCCCAGAAGUCUCGAGGAGUGGCCAGACCCUAAAGACUGGAGCUUGCAGGACACAGACGCCUUUGUGCUGGUCUACGACAUCUGCAGCCCGGACAGUUUCGAUUAUGUGAAAGCCCUGAGGCAGCGCAUAGCAGAAAACAGGCCGGCGGGCGCGCCAGAGGCACCCAUCCUCGUGGUAGGCAACAAGCGGGACCGUCAGCGGCUGCGCUUCGGACCUCGUCGUGCACUGGCCACUCUAGUACGCAGGGGCUGGCGCUGCGGCUACCUCGAGUGCUCAGCCAAAUACAAUUGGCACGUGCUGCGUCUCUUCCGAGAGCUGCUGCGUUGUGCUCUGGUGCGUACACGUCCUGCGCACCCGGCCCUCCGCCUGCAGGGGGCGCUGCAUCCAGCGCGCUGCAGCCUCAUGUGACCAAAAUGGACAGGGAAAUCUAAAAGCAGGCUCCCACCCAGUCUCCUGGCCAACAGGCUUUUCUUUGAACUUGAUUGGACCCAGCCAACUCCCAAUCAUAGGACAAGUCGUUUUAUCUGAGACCUUAUUGGGUCACAAUCACAGAUGGAAAGGACCUGGAUAUGAACGGGACUGGGAGCAUUCGUACAGCUGCUGGCGCUUUACUGGAAACACCUUUUGUUUUUGGGACAGGGUCUCACUAUGUAGGCUUGGUUGGCAUCGAACUACAAAGAUCCACCUGCCUCUGCCUCUCCAGUGCUGGACUGGUUACUGGAGACACUUUUUAAGUCAUGCCUUACCAGGUAAUAAAAAACAACUUAAACGCACAA